Daldinia loculata is the source of this 1133-nucleotide messenger RNA. RefSeq names its product peptidase family M49-domain-containing protein. NCBI's taxonomy places the organism in Eukaryota, Fungi, Ascomycota, Sordariomycetes, Xylariales, Hypoxylaceae. Bases 87 to 395 code for a protein of 102 amino acids. The record is from RefSeq and is a predicted model, not a curated record. The transcript has a single exon.
UGGAACUAAACAGUAUGGUAACAACUUCGUUGUUCCGCGAGGAACUCUAACCUAGCUACGGGGAUCUAUGUCUAUACAUACUGAACAUGUCCUUUGUUCUUGAUGUCUCAUUUAGAAUCCUGACACCAGGUAAAGUUAACUUUGAUCACAAUAACCCUCUAAUCAGCCCAGUGACGGGGAAGUCGGUACGAACUUGGUAUAAGCCAGGGGAAACCUGGAAUGGUGUCUUCGGGAAAUUGGCGCCGGCGAUGGAAGAGUGUAGAGCUUUUCUAAUUGCAAGUUAUCUGGCAUGUCACAACGACGUCCUCUCCUGGUGUGGAUAUGAUCGGAAUAGUAGUAUAAGCCAAGAUGAUUGUGAGUGUUCCAAUAUCAUGGCCUUAUACAGAUUCAACUAGUUGACACGGCUAAGUCCACUAUUACACAUACCUCGAGAUUGGGGUUGAGGGUCUCAGCGCUCUUCGUAGCUUUAAAGUAGAGGACCAGACCUGGGGGAAUGACCAUGACCAAGUGAGCCUAUACACUGACGUAAAGGUUCCUACAAAGCUGAAAGCCAACCUCACCAAAAGGCGAAAUUCGCAAUCCUCAAGCAUCUCCUUCAAGAUAGCGACAAGACCAUAUGGGUAGAACACGACCCUGCCUCCAAAACCCUCUUCGUCCAUCUCGACCGGUCUAAAGUCUUCUCCCACGGUCUACCCUCGCUUUCGCGCAUGAUGACCCAGAUCCACGUCUGGCACUGCACGGCUGACAUCGAUUCCUACCAGCCGGCCCGUAUACGAAGCGCUGAGCGCCGUCGACGGCGAAUACGAAAGCUGGCGGCAAAUCGUCGCGUCGAAUCCAUAGCCGAAGUGGAAGUUCGUACAGCCCAACACCUUCCUGAGAGACGAUGGCACGGUCGAGCUGAGGGAACAUCCGGCGAGUAACGAGGGUAUCAUCCAAUCGUUUUUCGAGAGGGGACUUUGAGAAAUGGAACAUGUUUUACUAUGUACAGGAUAUGCAUGGGUGGAUGUGGACGCGCUGGACUUUAAAUUAAGGGACGGGUAGCGAACGAGGCUCGAUCCGAGAUACUUCCGGAUAGGAACAUUCUUUAAUAAAUACCAUGUAUUUCCAAACGUUCAUUAUUUUAUAUUGAUAAU